Messenger RNA from Python bivittatus (Burmese python), 3724 nucleotides. NCBI's taxonomy places the organism in Eukaryota, Metazoa, Chordata, Lepidosauria, Squamata, Pythonidae. The record is from RefSeq and is a predicted model, not a curated record.
AUGGCCAUCAACCCCAAGAUUACUGUAUCUGUCCAAACAAAGUAUGUUAAAUACUUGGGGUUUUUUUUCUUCUUCUUCUUUCUAGGACCUGUUUUUAAUGUUUCGGUGCAUUCAGAUAGUCCAACCAUUUAUCGAGGUGAACUGGUAAAUUUGCUUUGCAUCAUCACCAUUGAAACAACAGUACUUGAUCCAGAUGACAUGUCAUUUGAUGUCUCCUGGUUUGCCACGCGCUCUUUUGCAAUGGACAAAGAACCUGUUUUCCUAGCUUCAUUAGAUCGGAAAGGGUUAGUGAUGCAGGCAAGAAGAAAUGGGAGCAGUGAUAUCAGCUUAGAGAGAAUUUCCCUUCUGGAGUUCCGGCUUAGAGUCCAUGGCUGUGAAGACAAUGAUUUUGGCAACCACUUCUGCUUGGUAACUCCUUGGGUGCGGUCAGCUGCAGGUGUUUGGCAACGGGAGAAGGAAAUCAAAUCUAAACCAAUUCUUGUAACUGUGAAGAUGGAUGUGCUGAAUGCUUUCAAGUUUCCACUAUUGAUUGGUAUUGGCCUAUCUACAAUUAUUGGACUUUUAUCCUGUCUAAUUGGCUAUUGCAGUUCCCGUUGGUGUUGCAAGAAGGAAGUUCAAGAAACUAGGCGGGAGCGCCGGCGCCUUAUGUCUAUGGAAAUGGACUGAACAAACAGGAAAGACGGAUGGCCUUAUUUUUGGAAGGGAGGGAUUUUGGGAGGCCCAGAAUUACUCAGACUUGAGUGUGCUGAACCAAAAUGCCCUGACAACAGAACCAUCUGAUCUUGUUCUGGAUCUGGAUCUGCUUUUUCUACCAAUGUUUCACAUUGAGAACACAUGUUGUGUUUGUCAGCAUUUAGCUCUUUUUCUAAUGGCACUUUUUAUGGGGAUAGCUAUUUCAAAAGAAAACUGUUGCACAGAUUCUUUUCCAGCAGUUAUUUAAACAAGAUUUACUACCAAGAGUUGUGAUUUAAAACAAAAAACUUUUCUUGUUUAAUAGGAGGGUGGAAUUGAAAUUGCAUAAAUUAAAAAGUCUGCCUUAUAACUAAGUGACCUCUAGCUAACAUCUCUAGAGAAGGAAGGAAAUGUUUCUGUGGUUUAGAUAUAUCUAAUGGAAAAUCCCUCUUGUCCCUUACAGGUGAGGUUGGAAUUCAGCUUUUUUUAUUUUUUAAAAAAUGAUGCUGCUUUAGCAGCCUUACAGACUGAUUUCUUAGAAAAUGUACUGUUGUACAAACCUGCUCUUACAGUGUCCACUCCGUUCUGAUUUAUAGCACAAUUGUUCUUCUCUGUCAGUUGGAUAUGCUUCAGGCUUACUGCCCUGCAUCUUAAGUCUCUAGAAAGAGUACCAUCAGAAUUCCUGUUUCUUCUCACUGUGCUGGUGGGUUUUACAUAAUGUGUACUUACACCUCAGAAACUGGAUGGGGACUGCUAAAUGUUCUUAUGAAAACUAUAUUGUUGUCUAUUUCUGUGGCCCAAAUGUCUAGAAAUCCUCUUUAUCCACACAUGGUUAAUUUGAGGCAAAAAACCUGAUUGAUCACAACAGUAAUGUGGAAUGAACUGUAAUAAAGUCAAGGACACCCUGCCAUGGAUCCUUUUUGGUCAGCAAACAAAUGAUCAGAUUCCCAGGUUGUCGCUUCAGCCAGACUCUGACACUGCAACUUGAAUUCAGGGUAAGGAUGAAAAGGAUGGAUGAAAAGGAUUGGAUAGGCGUAAGGGAAAAUGCCUAUUUCCCAGAUGUUUCUUUAUGCAUGACACAAUGCCAAGGGCUGUGCCCUUCAGUGUAUCCUUUGUGUACUCACUAGGAUGGUUAAAAUUUUUUCCAUGGAGCUUUUCUUGGUGCUGUAGUACAGAGAGACCUAGGUCUUGUCUUCCACAUACUGUUAUCCCAGUUCCAUGAAGUUGUCUGUAAUUUAGGACAGUCCAUCUUCAAGCACAGCUAGUAUUUUUAAGCAAUAAGUCUGAAUAAAAGUAUAAGAAAAACAUUAUGCUUUAAACAAAACAUGAUUUGAAUCAAGUUAAAUGAUUAUACUGAAGUAAAGACAUAUGAACCAUUUUUUUAAAAAAAUGCUUCAAGUUGAAUAUCAAAUGUUAGUUAUCUUCCAAAUAUACUGGUAUAAUGUGAGUUGAAUGGACAUUGUACACAUGUUGAAGACAUGCAUAUAGAUUGAACAAUGAAUAUUGUUGUCCUUUCUGUACAUUCCUCUAAAACAUGGGAGAAUGUGUACAGAUCACUCAUUGUGCAUAAAUACCCACUCAGCUUGCAUUGACUUUGGUGCAUAUUUAUAAUUUUUUGAAAAUCCACUUAUGGUUUUAAACACAGGUAUUAGAGCUUCAGGCUAAGUCUAAUUGGAAACAUCUCUCAUGGGAGCUUCAAGCAGUAUUAGAACUGUCCCAUUUUAACUACACAAUAUCAUCUGGAGAUUGAUUUGGUUGCUCUUUGCUAUGUUAUGGUCCUGAUUUGCACUGCCCAGUCCUAAUCAAGUGGGCAUAAGAUUGCAGCUGUAAUUUUGGGAUAUCCAAAUGGAUGCUCCUGGAAGGAUUUACACCUCGAGACUUUUAAGAUCUCUCUGUAAAUCUGUGACUUGCAGUAUAUAGAGUCAUUAUGGUUGGAGUUUGGAGCUAUUUAGGAGACUUAGCAAAUUAUUUGGCUAGCUGACUAAUCUUCCUUUCAGAAAGGCUUCUUCAUAACAAACUGCUUCACGGUUGACAUUUAGGACAUGACCCUAGAUAUUAAUUAAAUUGACAAACCACACCACUUGACAACCCUCUGUGUCUUUAACGUUUCAUAUUACAAGAUAAUUUUUGAGAUUGUUUUCCACCCCCACAUUGAAACAUCGUAUUUCUAGAGUACGAAUUGUUUCCUUACUCUAAAAAUUCUAGAGUAAGGAAACUCUUAUGUUAAGCACAAAUGAUACUUUCAUGCAUAUUUUUAUUUCCUGUGUCUUUUUGUUCUCACAUUUUGAGGAAGAAACAAAAACAUGUUUAAAUGCAAUAAUUAUGGAAUAGUUGAGCCCAAGAAAGUGCUUGAAUUUACUCAAGCACUUGUUGCACAUAAACAUUGUCUCUCUGUGGAAAGAAACUCAGGGUUGUUUUGGAUCAGGGAUUUCUUGUCAUUCAUUGCAGAUUCCCUGUCUCUCUAGUUUUGCCCAUUCUUCUGGACCGGAAAAAGAAGGCAGUUCCUUCCAAAUAUAAAUUGACCAAUAGGACAUAGUUGUUCCCUUUGGAUUUGAGGUGAUGCUUCAUGCCCUGUUCUUAACUACACCUUGAAGUAGUACAGUCUUUUUCCAACUGUGCCAGUUUUAUAUUAUUCCUCAAGCAGAUUUUUUAUCUCCAAAAUAAUUGUUUUGCUCCUAUGUUAUGAUCACUUACUCUGUUUCUUGAUGGGUAAAGAAUUGUUUGGGACUCAAUUAAAUGUUCAUUAUAUUUGUCAAAGCUGUAGUCAUGGGUUGAAUAGUCAAGUAUCCUAAGGGCUUCCGUUGAUAUUGUUUGUCAUUUUUGGUGUUUUCAACUUACAGUUGGAAACUGAGGACAUUUGGAAUGUGAAAUGGACUUGUUUUCCGAAGUAUCUUGCAUAAAGGAAAUGGAAUAUCUUUUGUUCAUUUUAAAAAGUAAGGUUCAAGCACAGUUCUGGAUGAUUUUUAAAAUGUUUUCAGAACAGCUUUGAAGAAUAAGAAUUGGACAGUUAUAAUGAUGCUGUGUAAUGUGUGUUUUUUAUAUGAAAAUAAAU